Molecule: messenger RNA, 1185 nt
Organism: Ctenopharyngodon idella (grass carp)
Lineage: Eukaryota; Metazoa; Chordata; Actinopteri; Cypriniformes; Xenocyprididae
Gene: rcvrnb
Product: recoverin b
Exons: 3
Coding region: 452-1114 (220 amino acids)
Molecular function (GO): calcium ion binding
Source: RefSeq, a predicted model, not a curated record
CUCAAGAAACAUUUCUGACUAUUAUCAAUAUUGAAAAUAGUUGUGAAAGCUUUUGCAACAUUAGUACACAAUACCGUUCAAAAGGUUAUUAAAGACUUAAUUUUAAAGAAACUAAUACUUUUAUUCAGCAAAUGCAUUCAAUUGAUCAAAAGUGACAGUAGAGACAUUCAUAAUUCUAUUUAUUAUAUAUUCACAUUUAUAUACAGGUAAACAUCAUCGCCACAGUAAAUCUGUUUCGUAACAGCCAUAUUGUGAUUUAAUCCGAAUGCAUCAAAUAAGAUCAGAGGUCUCCUGCUGUUACCUAAGCUCAUAGUCUCAGUCACUCUUUCAAGACUAACUCCUUGUCUUCCAUGAUAUAUUCCUGGAAAUCUCUCGCUAUCAAAUCAAAAGACGCUUAAGCUAUAAUCAACUCUAUCCUCUGUAAUCCUCCGUUGGGUUUAAAUAGCAGACAAUGCAAUUAUCCUGGACACUCGGUCACAAUCUCAAAAAAGUCAUUGAGAAAAUGGGCAACGCUAAAAGUGGAGCCCUUUCCAAAGAGCUUCUGGAGGAGCUGAAGAUGAACACCAAAUACUCCGAGGAGCAGCUGUACGUCUGGUACCAGAAGUUCCUGAAUGAAUGCCCGACGGGCCGCAUCAGCCAAGAGCAGUUCGAGAGCAUCUACGCCAGCUUCUUCCCUGACGCAGAUCCCAAGGCUUACGCUCAGCACGUCUUCAGGAGCUUCGACGCCAACAGCGACGGAACGCUGGACUUUAAAGAAUACAUCGUGGCUCUGCAUCUGACCUCCUCGGGGAAGACCGUGGAGAAGCUCGAGUGGGCCUUCGCUCUCUACGACGUGGACAGGAACGGAACCAUCACCAAAAACGAGAUUCAUGAAAUAGUGAAGUCAAUAUUCAACAUGAUCUCCAAAGAAGACCAGAAAAACCUUCCGGAUGACGAGAACACCCCAGAAAAACGAACAGAAAAAAUUUGGGACUUUUUUGGGAAAAAGGAAAAUGGUAAAAUAACAGAAGGAGAGUUCAUUCAAGGAGUUAUGGACAAUAAGAACAUUCUCCGCCUGAUUCAGUUUGACGAACCCCAAAAGGUCCAAGAAAGGCUCAAAGAGAAGAAGCAGUAAUGUGUUUAAAUUGCUGUUUUAGUUUGAUCUGAUUCUUUUAAAUAAAGUGUAAAAGUUCAUGUGCACUGCAA